ACAAAACAACCCUAAGACGAGGUCACGAGGAGCAUGAACUUCUGUUUUCAUUAGUUACCCGCCAUUAUCGAGCUGUUGUUGCAGUUACUAAGUGACCUACCGAGUCUAGCGGGUCUGCUUCUGAUUCGAGCCUCUUACUCAUUCCUCUCUCUCUUUUCUUUUUCUUCUCCCAUAGACCACUAAGAUCAUCACAUAUUUAUAUAUAUAUAUAUAUACAAAUCACAGAUAUGCCCUAAUUUCGAUUUCAUCUCUGAUUUCAUUUCCCCUUCAUAUAUUAUAAUUCUCUCUUUUUUUUUCAAAAAGAAAAGAAAAAGAAAAAGAAAAAUUCAUUGACAGUUGGUGUCCAAGAGGCGUAAAGAGAUGGAAGUGAAUCUGAGGAACUUUCCUGUGAUAAUAUUCACAUCCCUUUUCUUCUUGUUAGCUUCUUCCUCCACAGAGGACAAUUAUCAAAUGGGUGAUAAGCUUGGUGUUAUUUACGAUGGAAGGUCUUUGAUCAUUAAUGGGAAAAGAGAGAUUCUCAUUUCAGGAUCAAUCCAUUACACUCGCAGUCACCCUCAUAUGUGGUCUGAAAUCCUUCAAAAGGCCAGACAUGGAGGUCUCAAUGUAAUUCAGACUUAUGUUUUCUGGAAUGUUCAUGAACCAGUGCAAGGACAGUAUAAUUUUGAAGGGCAAUAUGACUUGGUGAAGUUCAUCAAGUUGAUUGGCGAGUAUGGUAUGUAUGCAACUCUUAGGGUUGGCCCAUUCAUCCAGGCUGAAUGGAAUCAUGGCGGAUUCCCAUAUUGGUUAAGAGAGAUCAGAAACAUCACAUUCCGUACAGAUAACCCACCAUUCAAGUACUAUAUGAAAAGGUUUGUUCAUAUGAUCAUCCAUAAGAUGAGAGAAGAGAAGUUAUUUGCAUCACAGGGAGGACCCAUUAUUUUGUCCCAGGUUGAAAAUGAGUACAACACUGUCCAACCAGCAUUUAAAGAAUCAGGAAUUAGAUAUGUUGAAUGGGCCGGAAACAUGGCCGUAGGGCAAAAAACAGGAGUCCCAUGGAUUAUGUGCAAGCAAAGGGAUGCCCCCGAUCCUGUGAUCAAUACUUGCAAUGGAAGGAAUUGUGGCGAUACUUUCAUAGGCCCCAAUAGACCAAACAAGCCUUCUUUGUGGACUGAGAACUGGACUGCUAAGUAUAGAGUAUUUGGUGACCCACCAUCUCAAAGAUCUGCAGAGGAUCUUGCGUUCUCAGUUGCUCGCUGGUUCUCAAAGAAUGGAACUCUAGCCAAUUAUUACAUGUACCAUGGUGGGACAAACUUUGGCAGAUCGACCUCUUCUUUUGUGACAACUAGAUACUAUGAUGAAGCCCCUCUUGAUGAAUAUGGUUUGCUGAGGGAACCCAAGUGGGGCCAUCUCAAGGACUUGCAUGGUGCUCUAAGAUUGUGCAAGAAGGCUCUGCUAUGGGGUAAUCCUAGUACUAAACAAUUGGGUGACAAUCUAGAGGCUCGUAUCUAUAAGAAACCUGGCACAGAGCUGUGUGCUGCUUUCUUGACCAACAACGAAACUAGAACGCCCAGUGUUGUCAAGUUCAGGGGCAAGGAAUACAACUUGCCUGCACGUUCCAUUAGCAUCCUUCCCGAUUGCAAGACCGAAGUCUACAAUACCAAGAAGGUUGUAUCACAACAUAAUGUGAGGAGCUAUGUCAGAUCAGAAGUUGCAAGCAACAACCUGAAAUGGAAGAUGUACAAAGAAGUCAUUCCAAGCCAACUUAAGGAAACAUCAAUAGAUCCAUAUGAACUCUAUAGCUUGACUAAAGAUAGAACUGAUUAUGGUUGGUACACCACAACCAUUGAAAUUAAUGAAAGUGACUUGCCAAUGAGGAAAGAUACUCGUCCAGUUUUACAAGUCGCAAGUCUUGGCCAUGCAAUGCUUGCUUUCGUCAAUGGUGAAUUUGUAGGAGCUGCACAUGGGAGCAAGAUAGAGAAGAGCUUCGUCCUUCAGAAGCCAGUAAACUUAAAGCCAGGGAGCAACACUAUCACUCUCUUGGGUUCUCUAAUGGGCUUUCCAGACAGUGGAGCCUUUAUGGAGCACAGGUAUGCAGGACCUCGUGGAGUUUCCAUCCUUGGGUUGAACACAGGAACGCUUGACCUCACAUCCAAUGGAUGGGGCCAUCAGGUUGGCUUGGAUGGAGAGAAGAAGAAAGUCUACUCUGAGGAAGGAACAAAGAAGGUGAAAUGGACAAAAGUAGAGAAAGGAUCAGGACCUGCUCUAACAUGGUGCAAGACAUACUUUGAUGCUCCUGAAGGAGAUGAUCCUGUUGCUGUUGCUAUGACUGGGAUGGGAAAAGGCAUGAUUUGGAUCAAUGGUAAUAGCAUUGGUCGCUAUUGGAUGUCCUACCUUUCCCCUCUUGGAAAGCCUUCUCAAUCCACAUACCACAUUCCAAGAGCAUUUCUGAGAUCAAGAAAUAAUUUAAUGGUUAUACUGGAGGAAGAAAACACAAAUCCAGAAAAAAUAGAGAUCCUUACAGUGAAUAGAGAUACAAUAUGUAGUUACAUAUCAGAGACAUAUCUAGCCUCUGUGAAGUCAUGGGGAAGAAGGAAUGGCAAGAUCAUAGCUAUAGUGGAUGACCUGCAACCAGCAGCUCAAAUAACAUGUCCCAAGUACAAGAAGAUAACAUCAGUGGAGUUUGCAAGUUUUGGGGAUUCUGAGGGAGUUUGUGGAGAAUAUUUACAUGGAAAAUGCAAUGCUCCAAAUUCAAAGCAGGUUGUUGAACAGCAUUGCUUGGACAAGACCAGCUGCCGUAUUCCCAUUGACAGACAGCUUUUUGGAAAUAACCAGGAUGAUGUUUGUCGAGAAAGCAGACAAGUGUUAGCUGUUCAAGUAAAAUGUGGCGAGGAUUAGAGAUUAAAAGAUAGGGUUAGAGUUUUUAGUUUGAAUUGUAGAGGUCAGAGAUGACCAUAGAUAUUUAGAACUUGAGCUUUAUUUUUUUACUGAGAAGACACAAAAUUCUUUGCUGCUUUAAACUGUCAUUCCAUCGUUUGAAUUCAAAAAAGUGAAACGUGCAAUGAUUCA
This is a messenger RNA of Manihot esculenta (cassava), 3045 nucleotides long. Its product is annotated as beta-galactosidase 13. Gene Ontology annotation, molecular function: carbohydrate binding; beta-galactosidase activity. Gene Ontology annotation, cellular component: cell wall; vacuole. The transcript has 19 exons. Gene Ontology annotation, biological process: carbohydrate metabolic process. The record is from RefSeq and is a predicted model, not a curated record. Bases 361 to 2874 code for a protein of 837 amino acids. Lineage: Eukaryota; Viridiplantae; Streptophyta; Magnoliopsida; Malpighiales; Euphorbiaceae.